AUGUGGGAGUUUAUUAGGGACCACCCACUUUAUCCCCGUAUAGUUAGAAUCCUUCAGGAUACGGGUUUCUCCUGGAUCAUAGAGAUCGACCGGUUGCAGAUCGACUGGGCGUUGAUCACAGCUAUGAUAGAGCGGUGGCGACCGGAGACGCACACGUUUCAUCUACCCAUUGGCGAGGCUACCAUCACGCUUGAGGACGUGGAGGUUCUCUUCGGGCUGCCGGUUGAUGGAAUACUUGUAGCUUACCCGCAUGCUCCUAGAGACUAUAGGGGAGUGCAUUACCAACAUAUAUUGCAGCGACUCAUCGAUUUCCAGUCAGCGGAGGAGACUGCAUUAAGUGGGGCAAGUCGAUUGCAGAUGACGCCCGCCCGGCAACAUCUGGCGGCAAUGGAUGCGGAGAUUAUGGAUGAUUCACCAGCGGAGGAUAUCGACUGGCACACGAGAUUGUUGUUGCUGCUAAUGUUUGGUGGUGUAAUGUUCCCGAACACUUCGGGAAACCUAGUGAGCUUGAGAUUUCUACACCAUCUGGAGCGGCUAGAUGAUUUACCUAGUUACAGCUGGGGUGCAACUGUUCUAGGUUACCUGUUUGGGCAUGGGAGCGGUUCAUGCAGUUCCAGCCACCUCUACCACCCGAUGGCUCCGGAUGCACCACCUCCACCGUUUCUCCCUUUUGCUUGGAGGUGGGUUGAUAGGCGGGGCUACGUACGUGAGUUCGAGACUCGACAUCAUCUCCCCUAUUACAGGGAUUUGUUGGAUUUGCUUGAAGGCGCGCAGUUUGUAUGGAGCCCAUACAGCGACGCGCUCAUAGCUGGUUUGACCGAUUAUUGCUCCCGCGACCGAGCUAUGUGGAGCUCUUCUAUCCCACUAAUAUGUCUCGAUAUUGACGAGCAUCAUGCCACUGAUCGAGUCCUUUGCCAGUUUGGUCGACCGCAACUUGUACCUAUUCCGCCCACUUGGCUUAGGACACAUUACCACCGGGAUGAUCGACCAGGGUUGACCAGACAUAUUUGGCCUGGCUAG
Nicotiana tabacum (common tobacco) is the source of this 1020-nucleotide messenger RNA. NCBI's taxonomy places the organism in Eukaryota, Viridiplantae, Streptophyta, Magnoliopsida, Solanales, Solanaceae. The record is from RefSeq and is a predicted model, not a curated record.